AUGGAUUCUGUUAAAUCCUCUCUCUAUUUUGAAAAUAAAAUCGUUGUGGAAGCUAAAGGCUCAGCUGGAGGUCUUUGUAUUAUGUGGAAAAAUGGUCUUUCAAUCAUAGGUGUGGAACACAACAAAAACAUGAUCGCCAUCAAAAUUUCCAAUGUAGUCUGUGACUGGCUCUUGGUUGGUUUCUAUGGGCCCCCAUACCACUCCAAAAAGAAAAAGGCCUGGGAAAACCUUUUCGCUCUCUUGGAAUCACACCAAGGCCCCUGGGUUUGUCUCGGAGAUUUCAACUUCGUGGUAAAUGACAAUGAGACUCUUGGUAGCAGGAAAGGUGGCUCAUUUACUACUAAUUACCUCAAAGAGCUCAUGGCUGAGUUAGGUGCCAUUGAUCUUGGCUUCACAGGCAGCAAAUUCACAUGGGCAAAAGGCAAGUGGGGUAAUGCUCCUAUCAAGAGGAGACUUGACAGAGGUGUUGCAAGCAUAUCGUGGAGACUUGCAUUCCGGAAGGCUAGCAUCGCCCAUCUUGGUGCUAUAAAAUCUAACCACACUCCUAUCUUAUUGGAUACUAAUCCAUCAGAGUCCUUUGCCCACAGGCCAUUUCGCUUCGAAGCAGCCUGGCUUAGAGAUAAUAGAUGUCCUAUUGUUGUGGAGAAUUCGUGGAAAACAAAAACUACCGGAUCAGAGUUUGUCAAGCUUUAUAAAAAGCAAGCUGCUACCAGAGAUGCUCUUCGAAAAUGGAACAAGGAAGUCUUUGGCCAAUGUCAAAACAAAAUAAAUUCCCUCCUCCAGAAAAUUAAGCAUGUCCAAGAUAGCCCUCCGUCCCAAGAGAAUGAAGCAACUGAAAUCUUGCUGCAGUCUGAGUUAUCAAAGUGGUUAAUUAGAAGCGAAGCCCUUUGGCGCCAAAAGUCUAGAGAGCUUUGGCUCAAACUAGGGGAUAAAAAUUCAAGAUUUUUCCACCUUUCCACCAUCAUCCGGAGAAGGAGAAAUAACAUCGAUGCGAUAAAACUUGAGAAUGGUUCGUGGAGUUCAGAUUUAAAGGAGAUCUGA
Messenger RNA from Quercus robur (English oak), 1041 nucleotides. RefSeq lists its product as uncharacterized. The transcript has a single exon. Bases 1 to 1041 code for a protein of 346 amino acids. NCBI's taxonomy places the organism in Eukaryota, Viridiplantae, Streptophyta, Magnoliopsida, Fagales, Fagaceae. The record is from RefSeq and is a predicted model, not a curated record.